Molecule: messenger RNA, 2145 nt
Organism: Solea senegalensis (Senegalese sole)
Lineage: Eukaryota; Metazoa; Chordata; Actinopteri; Pleuronectiformes; Soleidae
Gene: cdipt
Product: CDP-diacylglycerol--inositol 3-phosphatidyltransferase (phosphatidylinositol synthase)
Exons: 6
Coding region: 146-784 (212 amino acids)
Biological process (GO): phosphatidylinositol biosynthetic process
Cellular component (GO): Golgi apparatus; membrane
Molecular function (GO): CDP-diacylglycerol-inositol 3-phosphatidyltransferase activity
Source: RefSeq, a predicted model, not a curated record
GAUGCUCUUAUUUUUGCCGGUCGCGUGAAAGCGGAAGUGGCCCCCGUUCAGAAGUCGUCAGUCGGUUGUUGUUUCUCUUGUUUUCUCUCGUUUUCUCUCUCUCGAACACUUUCUGUGGAUUCCGCAGCAGUUUCCCGCCUCAGAGAUGACGCAGAACAACAUUUUCCUCUUCGUUCCCAAUUUGAUCGGCUACGCCCGUGUGGUUCUGGCCCUGCUCUCUUUCUACCUGAUGCCCUGCUGCCCCUGGCCAGCGGUCUUCUGCUACCUGCUCAGCGCCCUGUUGGACGCCUUUGACGGCCACGCUGCCCGGGCACUCAAUCAGUCCACCAAGUUUGGCGCCAUGAUGGACAUGCUGACGGACCGCUGCGCCACCAUGUGUCUGCUGGUGAACCUGUCGCUGCUCUACCCGUCUUACACCUUUCUGUUUCAGCUCAGCAUGUGUUUGGACAUCGCCAGCCACUGGCUGCACCUGCACAGCUCCACGAUUAAAGGAUCAGCCAGUCACAAGACCAUCGACCUGUCAGGAAACCCCGUCCUCCGGAUCUACUACACCUCUAAGCCGGUUCUGUUUGUGAUGUGUGCCGGGAACGAGCUCUUCUUCUGUCUGCUCUACAUUCUUCAUCACAUCUCAAAACCUGCUGCGUGGCUGUACUGGCUGCAGGGUCUCUGUGGAACCAUCUGCCUGCUCAAGUCUGCCAUCAGCCUCCUGCACCUCAUCACCGCCGCCCAGAACAUGGCUGCUCUGGACGCCGCCGAGCGAGAGAAGACCGCCAAGAAACACUGAGCGUGUGUGUGUGUGUGUACGUGUGUGUGUGUGUGACACAAGAUUUUUGUUUUGACCAAACAGAAAAAAACCCAAUCCCACAUGGAUUAGAUUAUUAUUUAAAAGUUAUUUAAAUGAUGAUAGAGCUGUGACUAGGAAUUGUUUUCAUUAUCAAAUAAUCUGCCGACCUUUUUCUCUGUAACCGAUGACUCGUCCAAUUCAUAAAACGAAAGACGUCGUCGCCAUGGUGACGUCCAUCGACCGUCCUGCUGUUUCCACGACGUCUCCUUCAGGGUCAAAGACGUUUGUGGACACGUCUGACUCCAGUCUGACGUUUACAUGCAGGAGUAAUCAGACUAUGAGUCACAUAGUCCAGGUCUUAGUCAGACUAAAGUGUUUACGUGACAUUAGAGUCAUUUACGACGGUCCUCAUUUCCUGGGUGAAAUACGUAUUUUUAUUGAAUCACAUUCUGGACUGAGACUUAGUUACCCGUAGCUCCGCCCACAGUGUUACGUGCGUUAUUAUGUUUAUUAGUUUGGACGUAACAGAGACUUUUCCACGUAUUAGAACGGCCACAAGGAGGCGCUGUUGAUGUGAUAAUACUCGGUGUUGAAUUUCUGUUCAUAUGUUAUGUGAUGAUGAAUCUUUCUAGUCAUUCCUGGUCCUCAUGAUCGUGAUGAUUAUUAUUAUGUUUUUAUUUUACCUGCGAUGUUUGUGACCAAAGUGUAAGUUAAAGUAAAAAUGCGCCCCCUGUCUGAGUGCACAGGAGGUGCAACAGUGUUCUCUCUGCGACCAUUGAAAGAUUAUCGUGCAGGUUCCUGCUCACUGUUUGUUUUUAAAGGUGCAAAAAAGAAAGUUCUCUCCUCUAAGAUAAAAGUCAGUCAUCAUCAGAGCAAUGAAGAAAUUUCCUCAAAAUGGAAUCCAGGGAGAAAGGGUACAAUGGGGGGAAAAGAGGAGCGGUCCCAGAAUGGAGCCCAGUGGCGCCCCCACAGAAACAGACUCUUCUCUCUGUGCUGAAAACGACUCCAGGUGAACGUGCAGAGGAGAAGAGAUGGCUAAUGAGAGAGUGAAUGUCUGAAAAAUGAGUGAAAACAGCUGUCAAGUUGAGAUGUUUUGAUUCAACAGAGAACUUCAGAGUCUCUGUGAUUUAAUGUCGAAAAACAACCACCUUUUUUCUUGACUUGUUUUGUUAGUGGGUUGUUUUUAAGUGUCUCACCUCAUGUGAAAACUUCUGUGUAAAAUAUGAAAAACAUCAAAAUAUAUAAGUAAUAUAAUUGAACAGCAGAGCCACUGCUAAUGUUAGAUGAAAGAUAUUAUGCCAAGUUUAUGUUUGAAUUAACUGUAAAACAAUUGAACAAUAAAAUGGAUUAUUAAAAAAGAA